AUGCAUUUCACCAGCAACAUGGGCGUCGGUGCCAUCCUGCUCAGCGCAGUUGCCGUCUCAGCCUGGCCCAUCGACGGAGCCAGCCCCAACCGCCUGACCGCCCGCGGUGUCGGCGUGGAUGCCGGCAACAUUCCGGUCGAGGUCAACGGCGUGAUAGCAACAAGGGAAGUUCCCGGCGCCAAGAAUCCCAAGCCCGCCGCCGGUCCUGCUCUUCCCGCAUCUGCCGCCGGGAAAAAGACAACCGCGUCUCCACCCGGCGCCGCCGCUGUUGUCCCGCCGCCCAAGCCACCCGUGGCCGACAAGGGCAAGGGUGCCAAACCUCCAACGGGCGGCCUGACCACCCCGCAGGGGCUGCCGGUGCCGCAGGGUGCCGACAAGGGUGGCAAGGCUCCUGGCGCCCCGGCACAGAGCACCACAAACACCAACAAGCCGGCCGUCGGCAGCACCGGCACUACUUCCCCGGCGCCCAACCUCGCCUGCGCUCCGGGAGCGAAUAAGAAGAAGGGCAAGCUGGGCAGGCGCGCCGACAACAACCCGUGGUGCACCAACACCAACCAGUGGGGCUCCAGCAAUGCUGCCAGUGGCUCUGGCGGGUACAACGCCGGCGGGAGCGGCGCCAACAUUUGGGGCAGCAGCACUGCCGGCGGCAGCAGUGCCAACAUCUGGGGUAGCAGCACCGGCGGCGGUGGCGGUGGCGGUGGCAACCCCAACUGGGGCGGCGGCGGCGCUGCUGCGGCGGGAAGCAGCGACGGCGGCUUCAGCGCCAUAGGCGGGCAGGAGAUUGCGAUGCAGCAGUUCGGCGGCCCGUUCCCGGGCCAGACGUACAAGACCAAGGGGCUGGUCAACUGCUUCGGCGUGGCGGUGCUGACCAACGCGGCGCAGUUUGCGACCAGGGCGCCGGCGCUGGCCCACGUCACGGCCGACAUGGCGGGCAUGCAGACGCUCGCGGCCUUUGUGCAGCAGGUCGCGCAGAGCGGCUACCCCACGACCAGGAUCGUCAUCCGCCAGGCCAGCACGUCGAGCGGCACGGUGCCCAACUGGACGCCCACCGACACCUCCAACAUCCUGAGCCUGAGGAGCCACGUCGUCUCGGUGCUGUCCACCCUCGGCGUCCAGCCCCAGGCCGUCUCGAGCUCCAUGGGCGGCGAGCUUUACCGUAACCGCCAGCCUCCUGCUGGCACCAUGUGGGUGAAUGCUCAGGGCCAGAUCUAUGUUGACGGCAACCUGAUCCAGUAA
Pyricularia oryzae 70-15 is the source of this 1236-nucleotide messenger RNA. RefSeq lists its product as uncharacterized. Bases 1 to 1236 code for a protein of 411 amino acids. The transcript has a single exon. The record is from RefSeq and is a predicted model, not a curated record. NCBI's taxonomy places the organism in Eukaryota, Fungi, Ascomycota, Sordariomycetes, Magnaporthales, Pyriculariaceae.